Messenger RNA from Mirounga angustirostris (Northern elephant seal), 2621 nucleotides. RefSeq names its product exosome component 2 (gene EXOSC2). Bases 280 to 1044 code for a protein of 254 amino acids. NCBI's taxonomy places the organism in Eukaryota, Metazoa, Chordata, Mammalia, Carnivora, Phocidae. Gene Ontology annotation, cellular component: cytoplasmic exosome (RNase complex); nuclear exosome (RNase complex). Gene Ontology annotation, molecular function: RNA binding. The record is from RefSeq and is a predicted model, not a curated record. Gene Ontology annotation, biological process: U4 snRNA 3'-end processing; poly(A)-dependent snoRNA 3'-end processing; CUT catabolic process. The transcript is spliced from 9 exons.
GGGCCAUGGAACUUACAUGGGGGAAGAGAAGCUCAUUGCAUCUGUGGCUGGCUCAGUGGAGAGGGUAAACAAGUUGAUCUGUGUGAAAGCUUUGAAAACCAGGUGAGAACAAAAGGUAGAGCCAGUAGGAUCAGCUGCUGCACUUGUCCUGGAGUGAGAGAGAGAGAGAGAGAAAUCAAGCGUUCCUCCAAGGACUCCCAAGAUUUUUGGCUUGAGCAACUGGAGGAAUGGUGUUGCCAUUUACUGAGACCCUGCUGGCUGGGAGAGGACCAGUUUGUGAUGGGGGCUGGGGAGGGAGCUGCUGGAAAGCUUUUCUUUAGAUAUAAUGGUGAAGUAGGAGACAUUGUGGUGGGGAGAAUCACAGAGGUUCAACAGAAGAGGUGGAAGGUGGAGACCAACUCUAGGCUGGAUUCGGUCUUGCUUCUGUCAUCCAUGAACCUUCCUGGAGGAGAGUUGAGGAGAAGAUCUGCAGAAGACGAGCUGGCCAUGAGAGGUUUCUUGCAGGAAGGGGAUCUUAUCAGUGUAUCCUGCACCUUGGAUUACAGCGUCUCUGUGCUCUAUACGGAGCUGGGAAAUGGGGCUUUGAUCGCGGAGGUGCAGGCGGUGUUCUCCGAUGGGGCUGUCUCUCUGCACACGAGGAGUCUGAAAUACGGCAAACUAGGCCAGGGGGUGUUGGUCCAGGUUUCCCCCUCCCUGGUCAAACGGCAGAAGACUCACUUCCAUGAUUUGCCCUGUGGGGCCUCAGUGAUUCUUGGUAGCAACGGCUUCAUCUGGAUUUACCCCACACCCGAGCACAAAGAAGAGGACGCGGGGGGCUUCACUGCAAACCUGGAGCCCGUCUCCCUCGCCGACCGAGAGGUGAUCUCCCGGCUCCGGAACUGCAUCGUCUCGCUGGUCACCCAGAGGAUGAUGCUGUAUGACACUAGCAUCCUGUAUUGCUACGAGGCAUCCCUUCCGCACCAGAUCAAAGACCUCUUAAAGCCAGAAAUAAUGGAGGAAGUAGUUAUGGAAACGCGUCAGAGGCUUUUAGAACAGGAGGGGUGAGGAGAGACAUCUGAAGGACGGGAUGGUGUGCACCUGACCGGAGCCGUUCUUGAAAGUGAAGAAUCUGAUUUGUGGUCCCAUGUGUGUCUCUCUAGAGAACUGACACUCGUCACCUGACCUAUAUCGGGCUACCUCUGGCCCAAAGACCUGCGUUCUCCUGUUGGAGGGCAGAGCCUGGGGAAGUGCUGCUGGCGCCUCUGGUUGCCCGCAGAGACCGUGCUAUGGGUAGUUUCAGGCCUUUGGUUUUUUAAAUUUUUAUUAUUAUUAUCUUUCUUUUUUUUUUUUUUUUUAAGUUUCAAGACUUCAGAAGCACACAUGUUUCAGCCAAGUGGACUCCCAUUCUGGAAUAAUAUGGACAAUCUUUUUCUUCCACUCACCAUCAAUUCACAAUUUCACAUGAAAUUGCCCUUAUAAAAAACACAGCCUCCCUGACCCGCAAAUUGCCUGUUUUGGCCUCUGUUCCCACUUAUGCAGCGCAAGUAGGAUAUUGAAGAAUAUAGUUAGUAACUUUUUUUUUUGAGAGAGAGGGAGCGUGCUUGCGCAGGGGUGGGGGAGCGUGGAUCUUAAGCAGGCUCCACACCCAGCACAGAGCCAAUGCAGGGCUCAGUCUCAUGACAUUGAGAUCAUGAUCUGAGCUGAAACCAAGAGCCUGAACGCUUAACCCACUGAGCCACCCAGGCGCCUGUAUAGUUAAUAACAUUAACCCAACAGUCAAAUGGAAGAAUAAAGUUAACCAAGCAGCCUUUGCUUGGUUGGAAUCUUAUUUCCCACUGCAUGUUCCUUCUAGCGGUAAAUGCGAGUGUCUACACCAGGCUGCUAUAAUCUGUCCUGCCUUUAAGGGUGAUUUGUCAGAAGCUGAUUUAGUGAUAACAGAAUGAAUGUUCAGGGUGCUUCCGAGGAACACGAAAACAGUAAGAGAAAUGCACAUGGGUAAAGAAAAGCUGUUUUCCUCCUGUCAAGUAGUAAUGCAUUAACUUUAGAAUAAUUCAGGGUUGGGACACCUGGGUGGCUCAGUCGUUAGGCAUCUGCCGUCGGCUCAGGUCGAGUCCCACAUCGGGCUCCUUGGUCAGUGAGGAGCCUGCUGCUCCCCCCUCUCCCGCUGCUGCUCCCCCUGCUUGUGCUCUCUCUCUCUGACAAAUAAAUAAAAAUCUUUAAAAAAAAAAUAAGUAAAUAAUUUAGGGUUAAAAACAGGAGAUUGAAGUUCUCACUGAGGAAUGCUAGAAUUCCCAUGCAUUGGUUUUCCUAAUGACUGUCUAAAAAUGGUACUCUGAUUCAGGUUUGGGGAAGCAUUUUUUUUAAAGGCAGUCUAUGAAGUGCUAUCUUAUUUCACAAUAUGUGAACUAUUUUUUAUAUAUUUAUAAAUGUGGCUUUAACAUCCCUGUUUCUGUCCCCGUGUCCUGUGUAAUACUUGGGAGCAGAGUACAGUUGAAGGAGGGCUUAGCAGAUACAAAAUCUGAUGGAGGCCUUAACUGCUCUCUGCCGGGUCAUCUAGUAAAACGUAAACCUUGGACAGUUUCAGUGGCAGUGACUUUGAACACUGCGUUUGACAGUUUUGAAAUACAGCUUGGCUCUUCACU